Haemonchus placei is the source of this 681-nucleotide messenger RNA. The record is from the annotation of a GenBank genome assembly. Lineage: Eukaryota; Metazoa; Nematoda; Chromadorea; Rhabditida; Trichostrongylidae.
AUGAGUGAGAAACCGCUUGAUAUACGUGCAUGGCGUGCUGAGUAUCUGAACAGAGAAGAACCAAUAUUUGAUGAAGCGAAAUUAAAAACUCGCAAUCCGUUCGAGAUUUUUGAUACCUGGUUCAAAAACGUAGCAGCACAGGAAAAAUUGAGUUUUGAAGAGCGUAAUGCCGUCUGUUUAUCUACUGUAGGCAAGGACAUGCGGCCAUCAUCACGUUAUGUUUUACUGAAAGGCUAUGAUACUAAUGGCUUCUCAUUCUACACCAACUACAACAGUCGAAAAGGACGAGAAUUAAACGAGAAUCCGUACGCCUGUAUGCUCUUCUACUGGCCAAUCGUAAAUAGGCAGAUACGGAUAGAAGGUAAAGUGAGUAAACUUCCAAAUGAGGUCGCUGUCGAAUAUUGGAAUUCGAGACCGCUAUCUAGUCGAAUUGGCUCAAAAAGCAGCGAUCAGAGCACAGUCAUCCCAAACAGGGAAUUUCUGGAGAAUAAACGAAAGGCACUGGAGGAGCUAGCGGCUAAAGAAGGCGAGGCCAGUAUCACAAAACCAGAUUGUUGGGGAGGUUACCUGUUAACACCGGAUUACUACGAAUUUUGGCAAGGACAGACUGACCGAGUCCAUGAUCGAAUCGAAUUCAGAAAGAAUGGUAAUGAAUGGACGAUGCGUAGACUGUCACCAUAG